CCACAGCAAGAAAACAUAGUCUCUAUAAUUUACAUUCCCAUCUGUUUUCAUUCUCACAAUCCCUCCUUUUAAGCUCCCCCAACCAUUUCGACUCCAACCGUUUUUCCCCAAAUUUCAAAUCAUUCAUCAUUCACACCCCCCCAUUUCCCUGUUUUCUUCUCACGGUAUAGCCGUUCAAAUGUCUUGCCGGCGUUCUCACACGCCUCCGUUCCCACCUCCUCUCUAGUUUUCCCCUUCUCUCUCUGUACCGUCCUUUUCAAUCUCCAUGACACGCCAGCAGCAACUUCCCAACCCCCAACGCCGCCGCGCCGGCGAAGUCGCCGGGAACGCGACGGCAGAAUGCGCCGCGGUUUGCUGUUGCGUACCCUGUGCGGUGAUGGACAUGGUGGCGCUUGCGGUUUACAAAGUUCCGGCGGGUUUGUUUCAGAAGGCGAUGAAGAACAAGAGGAAGAAACGGUUGCAACAGAAGAAGAGUAAUAAGAAGAAGAACGAAACAGGCUUGUUGGAUCGUAAUUCGUCAAUUGGGUCUGGGCCUGGGCCUGAUACGUUUAUUGUUGGGCCUACUUUGGAGGAGCAUUUGGCGAAGGAGGAGUCGCCGGAGGUUGUUAAUUUAGAAGAUGAGAUGUGGGCCCGGUUCAGUGUAACCGGGUUUUGGAGAAGCGAUUCUCAAAGACAGUUUCAACAUGAACCGGAAUUGCAAACCGGGGAAAAGGACCGUUGAUUGUAAUUAUAAUAAUAAUAAUAAUAGUAUUUUUUUACUAUUGUAAAAUUGAAGAAUGGAUUGUUGUAGUGAAAUGAAAUGUAAAAUGCAAAUUGUAUUAAGAAUUGGGAUACAGGUAUUGAAAUCCAAAUAGAAUUUAAUGUUUUGUUACCAUUUGUGGAGUAUGACGUG
Molecule: messenger RNA, 892 nt
Organism: Cicer arietinum (chickpea)
Lineage: Eukaryota; Viridiplantae; Streptophyta; Magnoliopsida; Fabales; Fabaceae
Source: RefSeq, a predicted model, not a curated record